AAAGGGAACAGAGCGACCGCUCCACUGACACAGAGCAGAGAGGGGCGCGAGAGGCAGAGAAAAUGGACGAUGACUUUGGUGGAUCUCUCACUCCACCCAUCUCCCCAUACGUUAUUGAAAGGAUGGAGACGGAGGUGGAGGGCUGUAAACCCCCUUGUUUCUCUUGUAUCUUAGACCAUCGAGAUGAAGACAGAGCCUUCUCUGUAGAUGGUUACCUUGUGAGUGGAUCACUGAACCGGCUGUUACUAAUGCUGGAUCCCUCACCAACCGUUUAUGAGGCGGACACAGUGAACAUUUUUGAUUUCCAGUGGGUGACGGAAACUGCACUUGUUGAAUCUCCUCAGCUUCUCUUUGGCUUACUCAGGCAAAAAAUCAGCAGUUUGGAAGACAUGGCUCUACCUAAUUCAUUUGAUUUUGGUCAAGCUAAACGCAUACAUUGUGAAGCAGAUGAAAUCAGACAACAGUGUGUUAACUUUCUCCAAUACAUCAAAGUGUUUCUGUUUAGGUACCUUGAACCAUCCAGAGAGUUAAGUGAAGAAUCUGUGCAUCCAUAUGAUGAAGUGGAAGCUAAGCUGCCCUCUGUAUUAGUGGAGGAACUGCAUGCGCUUACACUUUACAUUGGCCAUCUUGGUGAGCUUCCCAGUAAUAUCCUGGGAACCUUGACUACACAAAAUCAGGGAAAGAUUUUUCCACCAUCCUGGCACUUGUUGCACCUACAUCUAGACAUUCACUGGUCAAUACUGGAAAUCUUGCACAUACUGGGGGAGAAGAUGUUGGGUCAGGUAGUUUAUGCACAUCAGUUUAUGAAUCUGACUGGAGAAAAUCUUACAAGUACCAGCUUGUUUGAAGAUCAUUGCAAUAACCUUCUUCGUGAUCUAAUUGGCUUAGCAGUUAACAGAUAUAUUGAGGUUCGACCAUCUGAAGUUCUGACCACUUGUCAUUACCAGUGUGGCUGUGUCAAGGAAUUAUGGGCACUGGUCAUCCAGCUCCUAAAUCAUAGAAAGAAAGCUUCCCACACCGGGGCGUUCUGGAGCUGGCUGAACAAUCACCUCAGAAAUAUGUUGCAGGGAGUUGGCAGCAUGGAAGGAGUUCAUCUUUGGGACAUCACACACUGUAAGGAUCCACUAGGCUUCAAUUGGUGGCUGGUUACACACCUUGCAAUGCUUCACCUGUUUGAUAGGAGUGGAACCACUGAUGAGAAGAAACCAAUGGAAAACAACUGGAAAUUUGUAGAGGAACUUCUGAAGCUAUCCUGCCCCAGCCAGGCUGGUGUUUUGGAAGAACACUUGCGGAUGCACCUUCAAUGCUGCCUAACUCUUUGUGAACUCUGGGAUCCCAAUCUAACCACUGUCACUACACUCUGGGAGUAUUAUAGUAAGCAUCUAAACGGUGCCUUCAACAUUCCUUGGCUGGGUUUGAAAGGACUGGCCAGUGUGAGUAAAUCCCCUUUUUCUAUGCUUGAAAUGACAAAGAUCUGUUGCUGUGGAGACCAGAGUCCCAACUUAUACCAGUCUGAGAACAGUUUUCAGUUCUUCCUCCGAAUCUUGGCCCUGCAGAUGAAGAAAGGGAAAGAGACAAGUGGAACUCACCCAUGGAAACAGCUGAAAGGAAGGAUUUAUUCCAAGUUCCAUCAGCGGAAAAUGCAAGAACUCUCUGAGAUGGGCCUUCAGAACUUUAUCAGCCUCUUCCUGGUGCUUUCAGCUGUGGCUGAGAUGGAAGACGUUGUCAGCCGAGUAUCUGAUCUUCUGGACCUUCUAAACCCCAGCUUGCUCUCCGUGACCCAGCGAUCACUGAUGUGGAGGGGUUGUUUCGCCUUUCUUCUGAUGUAUGAGGAGAAGAACAUCGACGUCAGCUUUCUUGCUACUAAACUCUCGGAUGCCUUUCAGAAAGUUGCCAAAGAAUUCUACUUGAAAACCACUGACUUCACAAGAAAAGUGACCCUGUGGACCUUGCUUUCCACAUACAUGGAUGCCGUCCAGGAAGUAUUUGAGACCAGCUCCUACCUGCACCUUUCAGAAGAAAAGCUGUUGAACGAAGGCUUUAGUUUGUUGUAUCCUGCUUGCAGGGAAUCUGAACUAAACACAUCACUCAUGUUUUUGCAGACAGUCUUGGCUCGGCUGAGGAGUGUGCACAAACGCUUGGUGCAGUCUCCUCAGCAGCCUCGGGUGGCCUCCCAGACGGCUCCUGCCCCAUUAGUUGCCAAAGAGCGCCAUCUAGCUAUCGCCAGUGCCCUCUGGAAGAAUUUCUUCCCUUUUUUGAAGAGCCAAAGACUGUCGCAGAUGCCUCCGACACAAGUAGCUGACGCUGCUGCAGGUUUUACACUGCUGGCUAUGGAUAUGCCAAGUGCAGCACCUCCUGAACUUCAGCCACAGCCUCUGGAAGCCAUCCUGAGGCUAUUUGGCUGGGAUGACAUGGUCUUUCCACAGCUUGUGUCCCGAUAUCUCAUCCAUCUCAUUCAGAACAGUUCCGUAGUGGAAGCUCUUACAAGUCUAGGAUGCAACUGGUAUCAAACAUCUUUCAUCCAUUCGUGGUUUCGGUGUGUUUUGCAGCAACAUAUAAAUCAACCUACAGUUGCUCCAGACAGAAAGGAUCAUGGCCACACAGUUGGCAGGAUAAGCAUGGACCAGUUGGCAGAGCUGACCAGGAUAGUGUGUAAACUGCCAGAAAUAGAGAAUCUUUUUUUCCAGGCACAACUUACUCAGUCAGCAGUGAAGAUGGAACCCAAAACUGCUGUCUUCCUAUUCGUUAAGGCGGUUGGAAAGACUUACACUCAGUUACAAACUCUAGGAGACAAGUCUGCUAUGGUCUCAAAAGCCCUGGAGUAUGUAGGUGAUAUACUGAAAUACACAAAGCCCUAUUUAGCCAACAAAGGGCCAGCAGAAGGUCUGCAGUUGAUGUACUGGACUGUUGGUUGCCUUGUCAAACACUGGGCACCGAUGUUGUCCACUUCUAAAGCUCAGCAGCUCCUGUUUCGCAUCAUUGAUUGCCUGCUCCUGCCUCAUGCCCUGUUUCACCAGGACAAAGAACUGCCUCCAGCAAUGCUGUCUGCCAUUCGAGAUAACUUGCCUCUGUAUCUCCAGGGAUUGUCAACUAUCGUUGGACAGACUCAGAUUCAGGGUGCCUAUGUUAAACAGCAGCUGCGGAGAAUUGUUCAACACUACUUUGGUCGCUUUCUUCCCUCAUCUCCUGGGUCAGGAAUCAUGAAUCAUCCAAUAUUGCUUGCAUUUAGUGAAUCAGUGUCUGCUGUUCAAGCUCAGAACCUGCGCAAAACAGUUCUUCUGGUGAUAAGUGAAAACUACAUCCAGUUCCGAGGUCAUGCUCCUCCUCCUCGCUUAGCGGCAGUUCUCGCAUUCCUUCUUGAACUGCUUGAAAGAAAGCCAAGUGCUGACGUAGCCUUUGAGACCAAGCUGCUGCUGCCCACAACUCUGAAAUGCCUCAUAUUGGUAAAUGAACCACAAGUAAAGAAAAUAGUCUCCGCAGUUCUGCAGCGCAUGAUUGAAAAUUGUCAAUUGGUGUCUCCAGAUCAGCCGUGCAUUCACUUGACUUCUGUACUAAGACAGUUCAUCCAAGAGUACAUUGGAAUAUACGAUCACCAGGUGUACAACGUCAUGGAGAAGGUGACAGCACUGGAUCGAGAUUUGGUCAUUGGCCUCAUCCCCACUCUUACUCAGGCUCUAACGGAAGCCGAGUUUAAGCAAGGACUGGGCAGACGCCAUUCACAAAGGGAGUCCUACAGAAGGCUGUUGUCUCUUCUUGGAGAGCCAGGACAAGCAGAAAUCGUUAAGCUGGAAAAAGAAAGCGAUUAGCUCCAAUGCAGAAGACAUUUUAUAGAAGCAUACCAUACACUGCA
Callorhinchus milii (elephant shark) is the source of this 3850-nucleotide messenger RNA. It is a transcript of the gene mms22l, whose product is annotated as MMS22-like, DNA repair protein. Gene Ontology annotation, biological process: double-strand break repair via homologous recombination; replication fork processing. Gene Ontology annotation, cellular component: nuclear replication fork. The coding region runs from base 63 to 3806 and encodes 1247 amino acids. The transcript is spliced from 25 exons. Lineage: Eukaryota; Metazoa; Chordata; Chondrichthyes; Chimaeriformes; Callorhinchidae. The record is from RefSeq and is a predicted model, not a curated record.